Cydia fagiglandana is the source of this 2442-nucleotide messenger RNA. RefSeq names its product acyl-CoA Delta-9 desaturase. Gene Ontology annotation, biological process: unsaturated fatty acid biosynthetic process. Gene Ontology annotation, cellular component: endoplasmic reticulum membrane. The transcript is spliced from 7 exons. Lineage: Eukaryota; Metazoa; Arthropoda; Insecta; Lepidoptera; Tortricidae. Bases 262 to 1392 code for a protein of 376 amino acids. Gene Ontology annotation, molecular function: stearoyl-CoA 9-desaturase activity; iron ion binding. The record is from RefSeq and is a predicted model, not a curated record.
CCUUGAUUUAGAAUCGCGUGCCGUAGGUUGAAUAGCUAGGUUUAUCGCAUAGUGAUGUUUGUACGGCUCCGACCCCAUCCCAUCAGUUCGACGGUGCUCGGCACGAGUAGCCGACCGACUCAGUCCACCAUAGAGCGUCGCGAGCGCUGGUUCGACCAUCACGCCGCCGCCAAAGCCCCACCGCGCGAGCUGUGCAAACACAUACACCAUAGUGAAUGUCACACGACUCGUCUAGUGUAUUCCGCCUGUUAAAACAUUUCAAUGGCGCCCGCGCAAAAGAACGUCGUCGCCGACGUGUGCGACAGCGACCUGCCUUCCCAAAUCAAAAUGAGGCUUAUGGCUAUGGACAGUAAGAGCCAAAACCGAGAACAACAUUGUGAUAACAAUAAUUCCGUGGACAAUAUUAGUGAGAAAGUAAACGUAGAUACAGGGUUCGACUUACAAAAAUACGAGGCUAUGGAGUUCAAAUCUAAGUUUAGAUGGCCCGAUCUGACAGUACAAGUGUUGUUGCAUUUAGUUUCUAUUUAUGGACUGUACCUGAUAGGUACAUUUAAAGUGAAAUUCUUAACAACGAUAUUUGCAUUCCUGACAAUUUAUACAUCAGGCUUCGGUAUCACAGCGGGCGUGCACCGACUGUGGUCACACCGAGCGUACCAAGCCCGUACGCCGCUACGGGUGCUACUGGCGCUGCUCUUUACCAUCACCGGACAGCGCGACAUCUACACUUGGGCGUUGGACCACCGCGUGCACCACAAGUACACGGAGACGGCGGCGGACCCGCACGACAUCCGGCGCGGCUUCUGGUUCGCGCACGUGGGCUGGCUCGUGCUCACGCCGCACCCCGCCGUCGAGGACCGCCGCGCCGCCUUCAGGCUCACCUCGAGGGACCUCGACUCCGAUCCUGUCGUUGCGUGGCAGAAGAAAUACUUUAUCCCGUUGUUCGCGCUGCUGAAUGUGAUCCUGCCCGUAUGGAUCCCGUGGUACUGCUGGGACGAGUUGCUAGUAAACAGCUUUGUCGUCAGCUUCGUCACGAGAUUCACCAUCACGCUCAACAUCGCAUUCUGCGUCAACAGCUUCGCGCACCUGUGGGGAAACAAGCCUUACGACAGGUUUAUAAAAUCGACAGAGAGUCUGGCGGUAAGCUUAGCUGCCCUGGGCGAGGGCUGGCACAACUACCACCACGUGUUCCCGUGGGACUACAGGACCUCCGAGCUCGGCCGCAUCAACAUCUCCACAGGAUUCAUUGACGCUUUUGCUAAAAUUGGAUGGGCGUAUAACUUAAAAACAGCAACAAAGGCCAUGAUUAUUAGCCGAGCGAAGCGGAGUGGGGACGGCACCUUGGGGGACAUGGAGGAGCCCGAUCCUACGCUGAAAAACGAAGGCAUCGAAUGAGGCGACAUCUACAAUAAUUAAUGGGCCUUCUUUUGAAACACCUGACGCUGGAAAGCGACAAUAACAAUUCGAUAUUUUGGCAAAACAUUCCUAUUGAGAUAUUUUUAUUUUGUGCUCUAAAUUAAAUAUGUAACAUGACUGACAUGAUUUUGUAUUUUGUAAUAAAUGUUGCUCUUUAAAAAAGGGACUUUUCGGUAAAAAAUUGACCAGUGUUAAUAUUAACGAUUAAAUAGUUAUUUGUACAAAUGCAAUCCGAAGCGAUAUUAUCGCUAAUUGCCAUAAAGUAUUUUUUUUUACCCGAAAACGGCACUUUAUACGGGUAUGUAAUAAUAAUUAGGUACGUUAAAUACUUUGAUGUGUGUAAAAUGUAUUUAGCUUAUCACUGUCUUGAAAUUAAUAUAGGAAUAUAUUUUGACUAUUAGCUUAUUACUAGGUCAACUAUAUAAAAGCGUGAUAUUGGUUUUGUAUCGAGUUACUGGUACAAAGUCAAAGAUAGUAAGAAAAUAAAUGAACUUAUAAUUUUGUACUUUUCAUUUAUUCAUAAUCCGGUUUUUCACAAUAUAGUUAAUUGUUAAAUUACUUCUCAAUUAAGUUGACAACCCCUACUAUCUUACACUCAUUAUAGUUAAUAUCCCCUACUAUUUUACACUCAUUAUAAAUUUCUACCACUCAUCUGUAAAUGUACAUACUGAAGUUUGCUUGUUGGUGUUACAUAAUCAUACUUAAAAUAAAAGCAAAGUUUUCAAAUAACUCAAAAGUAGAACCAAUAAUUGUAUAGGGACUUCAAUUUAUUUUUUUAUUACUGACAAAGUAAAUACAUUUUGUAAGGUUUCUAAUCGACUUAACAUAUGUUUACCUCAAGAAAAAUAAACCCAAUUGACUAGAUAAUUGUGCAAAAACAAUUCUAGAAUCGCUAAGUUUUGCAAUGAAAUAAAAUUUAUUAUUUGUAAUUUUUACAUGUACCUAAUACUGUUUUAUUUAUUAUGUUAGGUUAUUGUAAAAAAGUUAUCACUCUGCGAGUGUGAAUAAAAUUUUACCUCAUUUUGGGAA